This is a messenger RNA of Uranotaenia lowii, 2267 nucleotides long. RefSeq lists its product as uncharacterized. The record is from RefSeq and is a predicted model, not a curated record. The transcript has a single exon. Gene Ontology annotation, cellular component: extracellular matrix. Lineage: Eukaryota; Metazoa; Arthropoda; Insecta; Diptera; Culicidae. The coding region runs from base 80 to 2038 and encodes 652 amino acids.
AUGGACCAGAACCGCACUAGUAUAGUGGAACAUUUCGUACCGUUAGGUCUUCUAUCGGCUGGAUGAAAGUGUAUCGAUUAUGUUGAAGUUCGCGUUUGUUGUGGCGGUCCUCGUAGGGCUAGCCAUAGCCCACGAUGGACACGUUUACGUGAGUAAAGUGAAUCAUCCGGCUCCCAAAGCGUCCCAGGAAGAAAGUGCUGCCCAGAAUGAUGUGAUUAGUGAAGGAGCGGAGCAGCGAAACUCUCGACUGGAUCAACUAUCGCCUGGAUUCCGGGAGGCUGCAAGCCAGCAGGAGAAAGGACGCAAUCGUUGGAUCGGAUUACAGUGGUUGGGUCGGGGAUUUGGGCGCCGAGGUCCCGAGGGAGGCUUCGGAAUUGAAGAAAUUGUGAUGAAACGACCGAUCAAGAUCGGAAAAGAACGAAACAGUGCGCAACAGAAAAACAGUGAUUUGGGAGGUCUGGACCAGGGUGGUGAAACUGAAGAUUCAAAUAGUUUGACUGGUCAGGGAGGUGAUUCGAAUGAGAGUGGUGAAGUCGAUGAUCAAGAUCAGCAAAUGGAAUACGAACGACGUGGGCAGGAAAACAAUAUUCGAAACUACGAACGCCAACGACAAGAAGAAGGUUCGGAUGAAGAACAACGAAACAAUCGCAGAGGCAAUUCUGGACGUCGUAGGCCACAAAGUCGUAAGGGAAGCAGCAGACGAGGACAGGCAACUGAUCAGCGGAGAAACCAGAACCGAGGUGAACAAAAUGAAUCGUACCGCGAGCAGCAAGAAAACAAUCAAUUUGAAGGUGAGGAACAAGCAGCAGAACAACCACGACAAACUAGUAGACAACGUCAAGAAGAUACCCAACGCGGCGAAGAAGGUGUUCGUCGUGGACAAGAAAGCUCACGCAGAGGACAAAAUCAAGGUAGUACUCGUUCUGGUCAACGAAAUUCGUGGCGGGGACAAGCUGGCACCGAACAAAAUACAGAUUCACGACAAAAUCAAGUGAACAUAUUUGAAGAUGAUGAAGGAUUUGGGAAUGAGUUUUGGCGCCUCGGUCAAGCCGUGGAACUGACUCGUUUGAAUCAGCAACAAGCCUCUAGGACCCAAGGUAAUGGUUUCCAAACUCAAGAACCAAUUCUAAGUACUGAAAGACCUAGUGAACAAGGUCAGCUUGUUGAAACUAACUCUGGAACAGGCAACCCAAGCUUGUCGGUUGAAAGCAGAGGACUCCAGGGAUAUCAGUAUCCGGACUCCUACAGUUGGCAUCUUCAGAACAAGCUUUUGAUCGAAAAGAACCAAGAAACGGAAGCACAACUUGACAACAGGCAACAACAACAACCUAACAAUUUCGGUCGUCGAGAACAAGCUCGUGGCAACAAUCGUCAAAGCGAAGCAGGCUCGAGACAACAAGGUGGUGGAAAUGUUCGUCAGCAAGGCAGCAAUCGAGGUAGGCCACAAAACCAGCGGAGCGACGGUGAGCAACAACAACAACGAAAUCAAAACAACCGUCAACAGUAUCAAAAUGGAAGGUUCGGUCGUCAGCAAUCGGAAGAAAGUUUCGCAGGUCUGCAAGAAGGUCAAUUUCAAGAUGGAGAUCUCGGCCAAGCCCAAGGCGAAAGCACUGGAAUGGGUCAAAUCGUAGUUGCGGAAGUCGAUGAAAACCAAUUCGACGGAUUCAGUGGCUCCAAUACCGGUACCGGUAUCACCAACUCCGAAAUCGGUAGUGAAUUCCCGGAAAUUGGUUCCGCUCUCGGUCAAUCGGAAGAAAGCCAACCAGGCGACGAGGAUUACUCCUAUCCCAAGUACAAAUAUGAAUACGGGGUGCGGGACUACGGAAGUGGUGAUCACAAGACCCAGUGGGAGAUUCGAGAUGGAGACGUGGUCAAGGGACAGUACGUUGUUCUGCAACCGGAUGGUAUUCAUCGUAUUGUGAAGUAUACUUCCGAUAACAAGAAUGGUUUCGAGGCCGAAGUGCAGCAAAUUGGAGCGGAGGUCAGUUCCGGAAGUCCGAGCGAAGGUAGUUCUGAGUUUCAAUUUGGUUAUCUCUAGACCAUUGAAUGAGUUGAUCUCUGUUAUCAGUUUGUGACACACCAAUAUCAGGAAAGCAACAGAUUGAUUAAACUUUUGGUUCCUAAUUUCGUAUUAAGUUUACUCGCCGUGAAAUCACAGAUACAUAUUGAUUAUUUGAUAAUUUCAUGAAUAAAAUUUUAAAACAAAAAUAAUGAUAAUGGAAAAACAUUUAAUGUUCAAGAUAAACAAAAUUACCUCGAAACAAAAA